This is a messenger RNA of Drosophila serrata, 1163 nucleotides long. It is a transcript of the gene GstE13, whose product is annotated as Glutathione S transferase E13. Gene Ontology annotation, molecular function: glutathione transferase activity. The record is from RefSeq and is a predicted model, not a curated record. Gene Ontology annotation, biological process: glutathione metabolic process. Lineage: Eukaryota; Metazoa; Arthropoda; Insecta; Diptera; Drosophilidae.
GAAGACACAUUUAUCCAAUCUCCCUUUGCUGCGCCCAUGCCAUUGGCUACUGGUUGACCUUGAUCGCCAUUCGUUUCUUGAAUCUUUCGGAGAAUGUCGUCGUCUAAACCAACGUUGUACUACGCCCUUUUCAGCCCUCCGGCCAGAGCCUGUAUCCUUAUCGCCAAGCUUAUUGGCCUGGAUCUGGACCUCAAACCCGUUGACUUUGCCAAGAAGGAGCACUUGAGUGAGGAGUUCAUCAAGCUCAAUCCCCAGCACCAGAUUCCUGUGUUUGUAGACACUGAUGGCGAGGUUUAUGUGGACAGUCAUGCCAUUGUGUGCUUCAUAGUGGCCAAGUACGCCCAGAACGACAAUCUGUAUCCGAAGGAUCUGAAGAGGAGAGCCCAUAUCGACCAUCGUAUGCAUUACGAGACCGGCGUGCUCUUCCAGGUGAUCAAAGACAUCGUAGCCCGAAAUAUCUACGGCGGCGAGGGUGAGUUUAAUCAGCGAUCGCUGACCCUCUGCCACAAUGCCUACGCUGACCUGGAGCACUUCCUGGAGAACGGUGUCUUUGUGGUGGGCAACGAACUGAGUGUAGCUGAUGUCUCCAUUCACACGUCGCUCGUUACCUUGGACUUGCUCAUACCGGUGGAGCGGGAGAAGUACCCGCAGAUCAGGGCCUGGCUGGAGCGGAUGGAGAAACUGUUGCCGGAGAACGAGGAGAUCAACUUGCAGGGUGCCAGGGCCCUCCAGACCCGCAUCCAGAACUGCAUGGCCGAGAACAGGAAGUAAGGGAAAAUCUAGAUGGAUUAAGCCUCCUACUAGCUUUUUUCACAGUUUUUGCUUUUGAAUCUCCGAUAAAGGCAUUACAGUUAAAUUUAAAUAAAUGUCAUAUCAAUUCUGUGAGGUUUGAAACUCGAAUUUGUUUUCUGCACUUUUUAUUUGUAAUUUGUUAGGCUAAUUGGCUUAAAUUCUUGCUACUUUUUAAUAUAUAUAUUUAUGUAUUCUCGAGUGUCUUUUUGAUUUGGAAGUCCAGUGUACAAUAUAUGUAGUAGGUUAGUGAGAGUUCCGGAUUCGAGCAAAUUCGUACAACUUGCCCCUAAACUGUUAUAUACACAAACAAGCGCUUUAAUUUAAUCCUUUCUUGAACAGGCCACUGAAUAAAACUAACUGACUAAAAGGUA